Cantharellus anzutake is the source of this 848-nucleotide messenger RNA. RefSeq lists its product as uncharacterized. The transcript has 3 exons. Lineage: Eukaryota; Fungi; Basidiomycota; Agaricomycetes; Cantharellales; Hydnaceae. The record is from RefSeq and is a predicted model, not a curated record. Bases 25 to 837 code for a protein of 270 amino acids.
AUCUCAAACCUUUGUCAACUUGCAAUGGUUGCACUCGUAGCACACAACAACAACCAAGUACCCGCGUUCCCCUACACCCUCUUACCACCACCACCACACGCUUCCUCCUCCACAUCAUCACCUCAUUACUACGGAUCAUCCUCAUCAUCAAGUUAUAGAUCCGCUUCAACUUCAGACCCCUCUAGGCGUCGACAUGUUCUCGCUCAACAUCGAUCGAGACGACUUUCAGCCAUCUCCGGUGGUCUCGGCACCGGCCUCGGUGCCGGGAUGGCGUAUCAUAUGACUCCUCCUCCCAGUCUUACCACCAGUGAUGGUUUCUCUAGCGAUGAAGAAGACGAGUUGGACGAUCAGUAUGCUGCUUCGUCGUCCCGAAGACGAUCCAUCGACUCUGAACGAUCCUUUGGAUCUUCUCAUCGUCGUAGUUCUUCCAUCUCUUCUACCCGCACUCCAACUUCCUCUUCAACCGCGUGGUUCAAUCAAUCAUCAUGCAAUUCCUUGUUCCCUUCUUAUUCCCCUCCAGAUCCUUCGUCCCCUUUUACCGAAGAUUAUCAUUACAUGCAUCAAGGAUGCCAACAGGAGGAUGAAAUCUUGUACGAGGAUGAUGGGAAGAACAAGUAUCGAGGUGUGAGGAUAUUCCGUCGCCGCGGUGGGUCGAUAUCGUCAGAAUUGAGCCGGGUGGAGUCGAGAUCCGAGUAUGAUGAAGAUGACUAUCGGCAGUCUCAUUCGUCAGCGAGCUGCUGGGACUCUCUUUCGGUCCGUGUUCAUCUGGGGGUGUACCGUGCAAAGAAACGGAUUGCGAACAAGUUGAUGCCUUCGAGCGGUGCAAAGGGUCAAUAACCCUAAAAAAU